Messenger RNA from Nannospalax galili (Upper Galilee mountains blind mole rat), 2356 nucleotides. RefSeq names its product RAS like family 12 (gene Rasl12). Gene Ontology annotation, molecular function: GTP binding; GTPase activity. The record is from RefSeq and is a predicted model, not a curated record. The coding region runs from base 91 to 891 and encodes 266 amino acids. NCBI's taxonomy places the organism in Eukaryota, Metazoa, Chordata, Mammalia, Rodentia, Spalacidae. The transcript has 5 exons.
AACUUGUUGGGCUUGUGGGAGGGCGACUGGGGGCUUGCUGCUCACGGGCCCUUCGGCUCCGAGACCCGCGUGGCCGUCUACAGCGUCGCCAUGUCGUCGGUGUUCGGAAAACCCCGCGCGGGCAGCGGGCCGCACAGUGCACCCCUCGAGGUUAACCUGGCCAUCCUGGGGCGCCGCGGGGCCGGCAAGUCCGCCCUAACUGUGAAGUUUCUGACCAAGAGGUUUAUCAGCGAAUAUGACCCCAACUUGGAGGAUACCUACAGUUCUGAGGAGACUGUGGACCACCAGCCUGUCCACCUGAGAGUCAUGGAUACUGCAGAUCCGGACAUCCCUAGGAACUGUGAGCGCUACCUGAACUGGGCCCAUGCCUUCCUGGUCGUAUACAGCAUCGACAGUCGCCAGAGUUUCGAGGGCAGCAGCAGCUACCUGGAGCUGCUGGCCCUGCACGCCAAGGAGACGCAGCGUGACUACCCUGCCCUGCUGCUAGGCAACAAGCUAGACAUGGCCCAGUACAGGCAGGUCACCAAAGCUGAAGGUGCAGCAUUGGCCAGCAGGUUUGGGUGCCUGUUUUUUGAAGUCUCUGCCUGCCUGGAUUUUGAGCACGUGCAGCACGUCUUCCAUGAGGCAGUACGGGAGGCCCGGCGGGAGCUGGAGAAGAGCCCCCUGGCCCGGCCCCUCUUCAUCUCCGAGGAGAAGGCCCUGUCCCACCAGACCCCACUAGCUGCUCGGCAUGGGCUAGCCAGUUGCACCUUCAACACUCUCUCUACUAUCAGCCUGAAAGAGAUGCCUACUGUGGCCCAGGCUAAGCUGGUCACUGUGAAGUCAUCCCGGGCCCAGAGCAAGCGCAAGGCACCCACCUUGACUCUACUGAAGGGCUUCAAGAUCUUCUGAGGACAUUCUACAAGAACCUUGGGCUCAUCUGAUGGCCAGGGCUUCAGGGCUUGUCUCCACCAACCUUGUCCCCUGAUGAACCAAUAGCCUUUGCCCUCUAGUAGAUAGCAGACUCUGUCUCCAGCACCAAGCAGGGCUCUAUACUCCAUUCAUUGUAUGAGCCAGGGGGACAGGCAUGAAUGUUGUUCCUAUUCCCUCCAAGCCUUGGUCUCCAUGAUAACCACUGCAUUUCACCCUGGAGGGAAGCUGCCCCUGGUACAGCCCAGAGACCUGGGGUCAGUCACAAGCAGGAAGGAACUGCAGUAUACAUUGUGUGCCAUGAGCCUUUCCUGCUCCAGCCACUGCCAGGCCGGCUGCAUCUCCUCACUGUAGUCUUGGAUAGACCACCUAGAGAAACUUUGUUCACAGGAAGGUUUAGAACAGCCUUCAGGAUGGCUGGCCCUGAGGUCCUAGCGCCACCUGGUGGUAGGGAAAGGCAGGGGCGCUGUUCAGAGGCCAAAGCCUGGCACCUCCCAUGACUUCUGACCACUCAGACGCUCCAGGCUACAAACCCUACAGUUUAUCCAAGAAAAGUCUAGUUGAAAUGAUCCUGUGGGAUACCUGGAUAUGGCAAAGGAACUGAGACUGGCAUAUUUUCAGCACUUGACUCUCAAUGAAGGGAGAAGAGAGGGAGUGUGAGGUGCCAGGUUAGGGAAACUCCGGCAUUUUUAUCAGCAUUCAUAGGGUUCUUGUACCCACUUUGUUAGUAGACCCCCCGCCCCAGGACCACCUUUCUCAAGUUUAAUGACAAAGGUUAUAGAAUAAGGUCAUUCUGUCCAGUGACAGUCCUCAGAGAAUCCACAGCUGGCAGGAUCAGACGUCAUCUGGUGGGCACCAUCAGCUUGCCCACUGUUAGGUAAAUGUAGUGUGGUUUAGUUGGAUCUACAACUCUCAGCAAUGGAUCUGAGUGUUCAAAGCCCACUUUUAUAAGACAAAACCCAAAGCCUUUGGGAUUAAUAAGACAGAUUUCAAAAAUUAUUUGGUGUUUUGCCAAGACUCAGAUGUGAGACAGUUUUCACAGAUGAGGGUACAGUUAUUUUUAAUGUUUGUCACAAACCCCUAGAUGAGGAGGUACAGAAGAGGGCAUCAGAAGAACUGGGAAGGCUGCUCCUUGUACUCCCAGCCAGCAGGUCUAGGAGCUUAGACUGAAGAUCUCUCUAACUCAGUCUUCAGCUCCAUUUUACAGCUGGAGAUGCUGAGGCAUGGAGGUCAUGAACUACUCAAGGCAGGUCCUGGCCCUGUGUCCUGGUCAGCUCCAAAUUUUGUACUUUUGCUCCAAGCCACUUGGGGUGUGUGUGUGUGUGUGUGUGUGUGUGUGUGUGUGUGUGUGUGUGUGUGUGUGUGUACCACUAUUGUCUGAAUCAACUAUGCAAUUUUGACUGCCCACUUUGAGAAACAGUUAAUAAAAGACUUUUUUUAAUAAUAA